Messenger RNA from Brassica rapa (field mustard), 2487 nucleotides. Its product is annotated as probable boron transporter 7. The record is from RefSeq and is a predicted model, not a curated record. Gene Ontology annotation, cellular component: plasma membrane. NCBI's taxonomy places the organism in Eukaryota, Viridiplantae, Streptophyta, Magnoliopsida, Brassicales, Brassicaceae. Gene Ontology annotation, biological process: monoatomic anion transport; monoatomic ion homeostasis; transmembrane transport. Gene Ontology annotation, molecular function: solute:inorganic anion antiporter activity.
AGAGAGAGAUCCGAUAAACAGAGUUUUAUCCUCCGUAACCGUAAUCUUACUGGAAUCGGAUCUCUCCACGUUGGUGGAUUUUUUUCCUCCGGCGUGCUUAAUACGGCGGCCAGGAUCGUUUUACGCUUUCUUCUUCUUCUUCUCCUCCAGAGCCAUCGCUGAUCCCUGAAGGUUCAGCUAUGGAGGGAGCCAAUACCCCGUUUGCGGGAAUUGUUAAUGAUUUCAAUGGAAGAAGAAAGUGUUACAAACAAGACUGGCUUGCUGCCUUCAACUCUGGUGUUAGGAUACUGGCACCAACUCUGUACAUUUUCAUUGCCUCUGCACUCCCUGUGAUUGCGUUCGGCGAGCAGUUAAGCAGAGAGACAGAUCGAAGUCUUGGCAUAGCGGAAUCAUUAGCUUCCACUGCUAUUUGUGGAAUUAUCCAUUCUAUUUUUGGUGGACAACCUCUGUUGAUUGUAGGCGUUGCAGAACCCACUAUUAUAAUGUAUACUUACCUUCACAGCUUCAGCAAAGGCAGGCCUGAACUGGGUCAGAAACUCUACUUAGCCUGGGCAGGAUGGGUCUGUGUCUGGACAGCAGUUUUGCUCAUCCUUCUUGCAACGUUAAACGCAGCCAACAUCAUUUCUAGAUUUACCAGAAUUGCAGGAGAGCUCUUUGGAAUGCUGAUUACCGUUCUGUUUUUCCAAGAGGCUGUUAAGGGACUUCUGGGCGAGUUUCUUGUCCCAAAAUCUGAAGAUCCAAGUUUGGAAGCGUAUCAGUCCCACUGGCGGUAUACCAAUGGGCUCCUUGCAGUCAUCUUCUCAUUCGGUCUUCUUUACACCGCUCUUAAAAGCAGAAGAGCACGUUCAUGGAGAUAUGGCUUUAGGUGGAUGCGAGGCUUUAUAGGUGAUUAUGGAACUCUCCUCAUGCUUGUGUUGUGGAGCGCACUCUCAUUCACAGUCCCCAGAGAUAUUCCUGAAGGAGUUCCAAGGAGGCUGGAGUUACCUCUUCCUUGGGAUUCAGAGUCCUUGUAUCACUGGACAGUAGUCAAGGAUAUGGGAAACGUCCCUCCUCUUUACAUCCUUGCUGCAUUUAUACCAGCUAUCAUGAUAGCUGGUCUAUACUUCUUUGAUCACUGUGUAUCUGCGCAAAUGGCUCAGCAGAAGGAGUUCAAUUUGAAAAAUCCGUCGGCUUAUCACUAUGACAUCUUUAUUUUAGGAAUCAUGACAUUAAUCUGUGGCUUACUUGGACUUCCUCCUUCGAACGGUGUCAUUCCACAGUCCCCUAUGCACACAAAGAGUCUUGCAGUUCUUAAAAGGCAGCAAAUGCGAAAGAAAAUGGUCCAGAAAGCCAAAGAAUGCAUGAAGGCAAAAGCAAGCAACUCAGAGAUCUACGGUAAGAUGCAAGAUGUGUUUAUAGAAAUGGAAACAUCACCAAAGAUACCUGUGCAGGCUACUUCAGUGGUGAAAGAGCUAGAAAACUUGAAAGAAGCAGUGAUGAAAGCUGACGGUGGAGGAGGAGGAGACACAAAGGGAAAGAAGUUCGAUCCAGAAGUACUGAUAGAAGACCAUUUGCCUGUCAGAGUAAAUGAGCAACGAGUGAGCAAUCUCUUGCAAUCAAUCCUUGUUGGAUUGUUGAUAUUCGUGGUACCGCUUCUCAGAAUGAUACCAACUUCAGUUCUGUGGGGUUACUUCACUUACAUGGCUGUUGAUAGUCUUCCCGGGAAUCAGUUCUGGGAAAGGCUUCUGCUACUAUUCAUCACUCCUGGUCGUCGAUUCAAAGUUCUUGAAGGCUUACAUGCAUCAUUUAUGGAGAUAGUACCGUACAAGUCGAUUGUUAUGUUUACACUCUUCCAGCUUCUGUAUUUUCUGAUAUGCUAUGGAGUGACAUGGAUACCAGUAGGAGGGAUUCUGUUCCCAUUGCCAUUCUUCUUCCUCAUUGCUUUAAGACAGUACAUCCUCCCCAAGAUAUUUGAUCCGUCUCAUCUCCAAGUUUUGGAUUCUUCAGAGUAUGAAGAGAUGGUUGGUGCAACACACUCCAGCUUCGGUAUCAAUGGGGAACCGCAUAACCUUCCUAUGAGUUCUGUUGAGAUCAGUGAAGACGACUUUUACGAUGCAGAGAUUCUUGAUGAGAUUACUACUAGCAGGGGUGAACUUAAGCAUAGAACCUUAAGUGCCAGGGAGGGAACAUCCCACAUGGUGUAUCCGGAAAACAGUGGACAUUCCUAAGUCUUUGUAUAAAGGAACAAAUGUUUUUGAAGAAUGCUGCUUCAGAGAAACCGCAGAUUAAAAGCAAGAAGACGUUAGAGGCAAUAGAAGAAGUCAGCAGAAGAUGGGUGGAAAAGAGAGAUAGAGGAUACAACUACUACAAACAAAACUUCCUUGAUUGUUUCUUCUCUGAAACGUUAUUUUUGGUUUCUUCACUUUUGUUACAUAUCUUUUGCUCUCUCCAAUUGUUUUUACAACUCUAACAAAAAAAAGAAAAAGAAAUACAGAUCACAAGACAACU